GCAAGGAGCGAGGAGCGAGGAGUCAGACACACCGGCGCAGCAUCGGAACUCACUGUCCCCAUUUUUAGGCGUUGAGACGGGCAGUGUAACCAAGGCAGUCCUUUUGGUCACUUUUUGGGUCAGGACAUUUAAGAAGAGAAAUGGACUUCAUCCUGCCAUCUACUCUUCCAGCUGGUGGUAUUCCAUGGCAGAAGGUUUUACAACCUCUUAUUCCUCGGCUGAGUGGGACUUACGGACAGUAUAAUUGGUCCCCGAACUUACUGAUGCCAGAGACGGAUAAUACCAGCUCUGCAGAGGUGAACUGUGAUGACAGUGGUUUUACAGUUCAAGUCGAUGUAAAGCACUUCAACCCCGAAGACCUCAUGGUCAAAGUGAUAGGAGACUUCGUUGAAGUGCAAGGAAAGCAUGAAGAAAAAAAGAAGGAUGGUCCAGGGGUUUCAACACGACAGUUUAGCCGCCGCUACCGAAUUCCAAAGGGAGUGGACACCAUGGCUUUGGAGUCAGCCGUCUCUCCAGACGGCAUCCUUAUCAUAUCUGCACCGAUGCUGCAAACGGAGGACUCCAGAAUCCUGACCUAAUGCUAUUAAAACCAACCCCUCAAAUCUCUGCCAUCUUCACCACAUAUGAAAAUAAGUGCAACAGAAGCCUUAAAGAAAACCCAGGCACAAAAUAACUUCAACAUGCAACUUGUGCCAAAACACCCAAUUGUUCUGUUCUAAUAUUCCCUGCGCUCUGAGGUUUGUAUAUACUGCUCUUCUAUUACUUAUCAAUCUUACAUGAUGUUUUAAGGAACCAGUCUCUGUAAAUAUUCUGCGUUCGAAAGUUCAAGCUGCUUUUUUGUGUGUGCAACUUUUGUCAAAUGUUUAAUGUAAUUGUGAAUUAAUGAUGCACCCAAACAUAUCGCCAAACUCUUUAAUGUGGAAAUACUACAAAAAUUAAACUUUAUUUCUUUAUAAAAUUAAAAAAGUGACUACAUCAA
Messenger RNA from Pseudoliparis swirei, 979 nucleotides. It is a transcript of the gene hspb6, whose product is annotated as heat shock protein, alpha-crystallin-related, b6. NCBI's taxonomy places the organism in Eukaryota, Metazoa, Chordata, Actinopteri, Perciformes, Liparidae. Gene Ontology annotation, molecular function: protein folding chaperone. The record is from RefSeq and is a predicted model, not a curated record. The coding region runs from base 141 to 578 and encodes 145 amino acids. Gene Ontology annotation, biological process: protein refolding; response to heat. The transcript has 4 exons.